This is a messenger RNA of Sardina pilchardus (European sardine), 2229 nucleotides long. RefSeq names its product V-set and transmembrane domain containing 2 like (gene vstm2lb). The transcript is spliced from 4 exons. The record is from RefSeq and is a predicted model, not a curated record. Gene Ontology annotation, cellular component: membrane. The coding region runs from base 251 to 1168 and encodes 305 amino acids. Lineage: Eukaryota; Metazoa; Chordata; Actinopteri; Clupeiformes; Clupeidae.
CGCGGCAGUGCUGAAAGACCGACCGUUGGAUCUCGCGCGCAGCGUUUUGGAGACGGCUCGUGCUAGCCUUGGCAUCACCAUCAACGUAGCUGCGACAAACGGAACUGUAAAGAUAACGGUGAUUGCAAAAGCCAUUAGAUCAGCAACACAGAAGAGGAUACACCACCUGACUCGGGUCUGGAUUUUAGCGACCAUUCCCCGCCUCAUGUGUGAUUAGCAAGCAACUCUUCGCCCAGAACGAACAGAAACAAUGGGAGCGUUUGGAGUGGUACUGAGUGUAAUGCAUUUUGUGGGACUCUACGUCCAACUUAGCACCGCUUCUAACCCCGGUGGCGAUGUUGAAGUGGACAACCACAUCUCUGGCAACGCUCUUUUCACGGAGGUGCCCCACGACAUCGUGACGGAGAGCGGCCAGGAUGUGGAGAUGGCCUGCUCCUUCAGGGGGGCCGGCUCGCCCUCCGUCUCCCUGGAGAUCCAGUGGUGGUACAUCCGCGACCACAGGGAGUGGUCCGAGAAGGCCUCCUGGACCAACAACCAGGUGGUGCCCAUGGAGGAGAUGGUGAAGGAUGCCACUAAAAUCAGUGUUGUUAAGGUGGCCGGCAGCAACAUCUCCCACAAGCUGCGCCUCUCCAACGUGAAGACGUCGGACGAAGGAACCUACGAGUGCCGCGUGAUCGACUUCAGCGACAGCCACAUCCAGCACCACCGGGUGCGCGCUUACCUCCAGGUGCACCCGCCGGGGGAGAGGAGGACCCACGCCCCCCACGACAAGCAGCAGCAGCCCCAGCACGAGGGCGAGCACCAGCUGCACCCCGAGGACCAGCACCCCCACCCCCACCCCCACCCACACCUGCACCCAGGCAGCCAGCAGCUACACCAGGGUGAGCACCAGCCCCACAAAGAGAGCCACCGCCCCCACUCCGGCGAGCAGAGAGCGCACCACGGCGGCGGCGGCAGCGAGCACCUCCACCAGGACGAGCAGCGGCUCCACGUGGCUCCGGCCGGCGGCGGCGGCAGCGGCCACCACAGGAAGCAGCAGCAGCAGGAGGAGGAGGAGGAGGAGUCCAGGAAGCGGCCAGCGCACAACCACCAGUCGGAGGGGAGGGAGAUGAAACGGCGCUCGGUGGAAGGAGCCAGCGAUUGCACUACUGAUGGCUGUGGACAUUAGAGAUCUGUGGAGGGCCGUGCCAGAGAGGAGGAGAGGGGCAGGCAAGCGUUAGGAGGAGAGACAGACAGAGAGAGAGCGAGAGAGGGAGAGAGGGAGGGAGGGAGAGAGAGAGAGAUCAAAGGAGACGAGUGAGAGGCCAGGAAAGUAGAGGGAGGAUGAAGACAUAGUGCAUGUACAAAAAUCGCCAUCUGAAUGUCCAUCAUUUAUUAUCUGGACAAACAUGGACAAAUUUCACGGUUCUGUUUCGUCUUUUGGUUUGUUUACAGGACCAAUGUACUUAACUCUGUAAACGGUCGAUCCUGUGUUUGUCUGCAGACACGUUGUUUUGACCAUGACUCUUUUGGGUUUGUGUGAGCACUGAAGCCUGUUAAAUAUCUGGCUCAAUUUUAACUCAUCUUUUACGUCAAUUUCCUGCUUUCUGUGUAUUACCUGACUCUGAGGUUAGGGUCAGGCUGGACAUAAAUGUGUGUAUGUGUGUGUGUGUGUGUGUGUGUGUGUGUGUGUGAGCGUGUGAGUGUAUGAGUGUGUGAGUGUGUGUGUGUGUGUGUGUGUGCGCAUGUGUGUACAGUAUGUAUGUGUGCUUGGGUGCGUGCGUGCUUACGUGUGUGUGUAUGCAUGUGUGCCUGUGUGUGUGUGUGUGUUUGCGAGCUUGUGUGAAUGUGUGUGUGUGUGUGUGUGUGUGUGUGUGUGUGUGUGUGUGUGUGUUUGUUUGUACAUUUAUGUCAUAACAGCAUAGUGAAAAUGAAGAUGCGAGAAAGUGUUUAUGUGUACAGUAACAUUACGUGCUUUGAGAUGCCACCAAAUUUUCAUAUGGGCUUUUACAUGAAGUUAUGCCAAAAACCGCUGCAGUAUUUUGAUGUUCUCUGCUUUCUAAUAGUUGAACAACACCAGGACUUCUUACAAUAUGCCCUGUACAUUUACUCUGUUUUAACUUUAGUUGGCUUUGAUGUUUUUGAGAUGGAUGUUAAAACCAAUGGUGUAACCUGGAAAAAGCUCUACUGUGUUUUACUGAGUUUCAAAGUAUGCCUUCACUAAAUUAAAUGAGUUCCAUUUAAACUCCA